CUCACUCUCUCUUAUAAGGAACAGGAACACUACGUUUCAUUUGCUGUGCGUGACGUUUCUUGUUCUGCUUCUCUUCACUAGAGAGAACACAGCAACAUAUUGCACUGGUCUCUCUGGGUACCACCACCCAGGCACAUGCUUUUGACUUGUCUAGCACCGCCUUCAUCGGUAUUUAUCUUCAUCUUAUAUUUUUUUUAUUGGGUAUAUAUAUAUAUAUAUAUAUAUAUAUUUCAGGUUAAGGAGAUUGGAGUCAAGGAAGAAACUUUUUGUGACAAAGGAAAGACAUGGCUAAGGAUCAGCUGCAGGUGCUUAAUGCACUCGAUGUUGCAAAGACACAAUGGUACCAUUUCACAGCAAUUGUGAUUGCUGGGAUGGGGUUCUUUACUGAUGCCUAUGAUCUGUUCUGCAUCUCCCUUGUCACCAAAUUGCUUGGCCGCGUGUAUUUCUAUGAUGGCUCCGACAAGCCUGGCUCUCUGCCACCAAGUAUUGCUUCUGCCAUCAAUGGUGUUGCAUUCUGUGGAACUCUUACAGGCCAGCUUUUCUUUGGCUGGCUCGGUGACAAACUGGGAAGGAAACGUGUCUACGGGAUGACCCUUAUGCUCAUGGUGAUAUCCUCAAUUGCUUCUGGUCUCUCUUUUGGGAGAGACCCUAAAGGUGUUAUGAUUACCCUCUGCUUCUUCCGUUUCUGGCUUGGGUUUGGCAUUGGUGGUGACUACCCUCUUUCAGCCACUAUCAUGUCUGAGUAUGCCAACAAGAAGACUCGUGGAACCUUUAUAGCUGCAGUUUUUGCCAUGCAAGGUUUUGGAAUCUUAGCUGGUGGCACGGUUGCAAUUCUAGUUUCAUAUGCUUUCAUUUCCAUGUUCCCUGCCCCUCCAUUCCUAGUUAACCCUGUUUUGUCCACGGUCCCAGAAGCUGAUUAUGUUUGGAGGAUAAUCUUGAUGGUUGGUUCACUUCCAGCUCUGCUCACAUACUAUUGGAGGAUGAAAAUGCCUGAAACUGCUAGAUACACUGCCUUGGUUGCCAAGAAUAACAAGCAAGCGGCUGCAGAUAUGUCAAAAGUGCUGCAGGUUGAGAUACAAGCUGAAGAGGAGAAAACUCAGGAAGUGAACACAAAAAGAGGGAAUGAUUUUGGCUUGUUCAGUGUAAAGUUCCUUCGCCGCCAUGGGCUUCACUUGGUUGGAACAUGCUCUACUUGGUUCCUGUUGGACAUUGCCUAUUAUAGUCAGAAUCUGUUCCAGAAAGACAUUUUUAGCGCAAUUGGCUGGAUUCCAGAUGCAAAAGUCAUGAAUGCCGUUCAAGAGGUUUUCAUGAUUGCUAGAGCUCAGACCCUCAUAGCACUUUGCAGCACUGUCCCAGGUUACUGGUUCACAGUGGCACUCAUUGAUAAGAUGGGAAGGUUUGCAAUCCAGUUGAUGGGAUUUUUCUUCAUGACUGUGUUCAUGUUUGCCUUAGCCAUUCCAUACCACCACUGGACCUUGAAUGGCAACCAAAUUGGGUUUGUUGUGUUGUAUUCAUUCACCUUCUUCUUUGCCAACUUUGGUCCAAAUGCCACCACAUUCGUUGUGCCAGCUGAGAUUUUCCCCGCAAGGCUAAGGUCAACAUGUCAUGGCAUAUCAGCUGCGUCUGGCAAAGCUGGGGCAAUGCUAGGAGCUUUUGGCUUCUUGUAUGCUCAAAAUGCCAUUGGAGUGAGAAAUUCUCUUUUAGUUUUGGGCGGGUGUAACUUCUUGGGGAUGCUGUUAACAUUCUUGGUGCCUGAAUCCAAAGGAAAAUCUCUCGAGGAGAUGUCUGGUGAAGCUGAGGAAGAGACUACUGCUACUACUACUACUACUACUACUACUACAAGAGAAUCAGCAGUGGAGUCUGUCAUUGAAGUUUAGACUUUUUUCUUUCUAAUUGCGUGGUUGCUUACUUUUAUUAGGAAAUUCUAUGCUUAUAAUAAUAGUAUUUGCAGUCAGGAUUAGGUGUUUUUUCCUUGAUUUUUUCUUUUUCCUCCGAGUC
This is a messenger RNA of Gastrolobium bilobum, 1998 nucleotides long. RefSeq names its product low affinity inorganic phosphate transporter 1-like. Lineage: Eukaryota; Viridiplantae; Streptophyta; Magnoliopsida; Fabales; Fabaceae. Gene Ontology annotation, biological process: phosphate ion transport; transmembrane transport. The transcript has 2 exons. Gene Ontology annotation, molecular function: phosphate transmembrane transporter activity. Gene Ontology annotation, cellular component: membrane. The record is from RefSeq and is a predicted model, not a curated record. Bases 285 to 1877 code for a protein of 530 amino acids.